Toxotes jaculatrix (banded archerfish) is the source of this 2958-nucleotide messenger RNA. RefSeq names its product PNKD metallo-beta-lactamase domain containing (gene pnkd). Lineage: Eukaryota; Metazoa; Chordata; Actinopteri; Toxotidae. The record is from RefSeq and is a predicted model, not a curated record. Gene Ontology annotation, cellular component: mitochondrion. Gene Ontology annotation, molecular function: hydroxyacylglutathione hydrolase activity.
AUGGCGCUACCUGACUGGAUGGUGACUCUGGUAGCUGCUGCAUCUUUUUUCUGUUUCUUAUGUUUAUGUUUCCGCUACAGACGUUCAGGACAAGUGUUUUGGAGAAAAUUGUUCAGUAAGAUAAUGGCCCGCACGGAGAAGCCGCUGUUCCGAAUCGCGUACACACUGUACACCAGGACCAGACUUGGCUACAUCUACUACAAGAGGCAAAUGAGAAAAGCCCGGGAGCAUUAUCCUUCUGGACAUUCCACAGUUCACCCCAUGGAGUUCAAUGAUAUCAAAAUAAUUCCCAUCUCGGUGCUGUCUGACAACUACAGCUAUCUUGUAAUUGACACAGCCUCCAGUGUUGCCGUUGUUGUAGACCCUGCAGACCCUCAAACAGUUCAGGCGGUCCUCGAGGAAGAGGGAGUGAUGUUAGAAGCAAUUCUUUGUACACACAAGCAUUGGGAUCACAGUGGUGGAAACAAAGGGUUGAAACGGCUUCACAGCUCAUGCCGAGUGUAUGGAAAUGCAGCUGAUAACAUUCCAGGCCUCACGCACCCUCUCUCACAUAAGGACUCUGUAACAGUUGGCCGUAUGCACUUUAAGGCCCUCUUCACUCCAGGGCACACGGUGGGCCACAUGAUCUACCUCCUGGAUGGCCAAGCGGUCGGUGCCCCCUCCAGCCUCUUUUCUGGUGACCUGGUGUUCCUCUCAGGAUGUGGGAGGAUGUUUGAAGGCAGUGCAACAACAAUGCUGUCAUCUCUGGACACAGUCGGCUCCUUAAGUGAUGAUACGCUGUUAUGGCCUGGUCAUGAGUAUGCAGAAGACAACCUGCUGUUUGCUGCCGAGGUUGAGCCACGCAACACUGCCAGGGAAAACAAAUAUCAGUGGGUGCUGCAGCAGCGAGGCCAGAAGCUGUGCACGAGUCCCUCCACUAUUGGAGAAGAGAAGCAGUACAAUCCAUUCCUGCGCAGCCACUCUGCUGAGCUGCAUCUGGCCCUGGGCCUCCAGCAGUUCCAGGACGAAGACUGGACCCAGUUCAGGGCUCGGGUGCUGGAGGAGCUGCGAAAACGCCCUCUAGACCUCUACAACAGGAGAUAGUGCUUGUGAUCCACUAAACAGCAGGGAACAGAGCUCUGAGCUCACCUGUACUGGACAGUGGUACAAAAGCAGUGAUUUGCAGUUGUUAAAAAAAAGAAAUAAACAUGCCAAGCUGAGCUCUGAGGUGUUGUAUAAAGCCUGACUGGUUUUGUACAUUUAAAGGGGCAUUAAGUAAUUUUUGACCAUUAUCAGUUGUGACUUCGUUGUUACAUAGUCCUCGUACUAAUAAUCCUAUUACCUCUCCACACGCUGUAUUUUGUGGUAAUUUUGUGCUUAUAGACAGAGCAGUGCUCAUGCAUUGUCUCUUUGACACAGAGGCAUAAACAACAAGGAAGAUUUGCAUGAGGACCUUCCUGUUCUUACGAGUAAGUAUAACCAGAUUUCUCAUUCUGAUGUGUAAAGCACAGGGUGAGAACAGGUCUGCACACUACAUGUGUUAAUGAGCAUGUUAGGUACUGUACAGUUUACUUCACAGCCUGGUUUAUUUUUAGGACAAGUAAUAAAUUGUCUUUAAAAGCUUUUCAUGAAAAUCUCUGGUACACUGGCUGUUUUUGGUACGCUGGUUUCACAUUUAUGUGCUGCUGAAGAGUAUUUACCUUCUCCAUGGAAGAUGUGACAUUUGGACACGAGUAUUGUGAUUAUUUAAAAUUGUUAUAACAGUAACGGUACCGUUAAUUUAUCAAAUCACACAAAUACUCUUUGAUACUUUGUCAGCACAAAAUAUGGGAAGACGUUUGUACACUACCCCUUUAUGUGAAUGUCUUUGUUGUAUCUAAGAGCCAAUUUUGUUUUGACUUAAAAAAAAAAAGAUGUUACUAACAUGAGUUCUUUAUGGUGCAUGUGAUUUUCCUACUUCUUUUUUUCGCUAAAAGUUUUAUUUUAUGAUUCACUUAAGAAACAAAUGGAAUUUAUCUGUUAGUGGGCCAAAGGUGAAACAUGGUUCCUUGAAAAAAAUUUUUGUGCCUCUCAUAAAAUGAUUUUUGCUGAACUUAUUGUUUCACAUUUAGAAUUGUGUUUGUAGUGGCACUACAUAAGCAGCAACGUAUGUGAAAGAUUUGACAGGUAUACCAUUGUUAUAUGUGAAAUACGUUUCUGUUGAAGAUAUGUUUUCUUUUGUUAUGUUUAGAUACAUUACUCAUGACUGCCAACAGGAAUAAUGAUGAUAAUUCAAUUUACAUGAUGAUGUUGAAUCUGUACACAUACAUUAUGUUUUGCCACAGGGUUUAAUUGAUGUUUAAAUAUGUAAUAUUUAAGAUGGAAUUGCAAGGUCUUUCAUUUUCUUUCUAAUGUGAGAAGACAAUUUGACAUUGGCUGUGACAGUCAAAUGAAGGAAUGUUUUUAUAACCAAUCUGGAAACCAAAACUAUACAUAUUUUUUUAAUAUAUUGAAGGAUUUAUUAUACUGUGACAAUUCAGAGGAGGAAAUUUAUUUCAGUGUAAUAAACAUGGUCUUUUGUUGCGUUUUUUUAUGUCUUUUAAGGAAGUCUAAUUCAGCCUCUGUUUAGGUGGGGACGGGCUCGAAUGCAAAGGAAUAAACCUUGAAACCUUUGAGGAGAUAUAAAAGUGCUUCAGAUUCCUUCGUUGCUCCUGCAGAAGAGCUCGUACCAAAGCACCCUGUCCCCUGGUGAUUGUUGACUAAAAUGUUAUUCCAGUUGUUUGAUGCAGAUUCGCAUCUUAUUUGCAUAUCUUUGAGUUACGAACACCACCACAUAGGAGACUGUUUUACUCCAGGUUAUGUUUUAAUGAGGAAAUAUGAAAGUAAACUCCUCUAUUAGAGUUGUGUAUGUGUUGUUUGUUGUCUUUAUGAGUGCUCAAAACUGACAGCUGUGUUAUUUUUCACACUGCUACAACUUCCCUGAACUCAAAUAAAAGCAUA